Messenger RNA from Lactuca sativa (garden lettuce), 1826 nucleotides. RefSeq lists its product as uncharacterized. NCBI's taxonomy places the organism in Eukaryota, Viridiplantae, Streptophyta, Magnoliopsida, Asterales, Asteraceae. The record is from RefSeq and is a predicted model, not a curated record.
UUUUUUUUCAUUUUCACCAUUCUCUACACAAAAACUCUCUCUAACUCUCUCUAACUUUGGGCUUUUCUCGGAAUUUUGGCUAGUUUUUGAAGAAAAUGGAGGAUUAUGUCAACAAUCCCGCAAAUAUGCAUGAUUUUAGUUUAAUGAAUACGAAAGCCUUUGCGAACCUAAAAGGCUCUGGCGGUAACAUAUGGGAAGUCUUUGAAGUUUUAGAUGAUGCCCGACGUGCUAUUUUCAGAAAUACCGUCUUUGGCUAUUUUAUUGAUGUCCCUCGUUUACAAGGGGACGCUUUAUUGUUUCAUAAAAUGUUCCUUCAUCAGAUCCGGCCGGACCCUGUUUUAUCUCCAGAUGGAAUAAAACGUUUAUAUUUUCGAGUAGGCAAUACCAAAAUGGUUUAUGGGCCGGAAGAGUUUUGUUUGAUUACCGGCUUCAAUUUUGGGGAGUAUCCAAAAAACAUUGGGAGAAAAGGGUCGGAAAAAUUAAUAAGCAGUAAAAAAAGAUGUUUACUGCGUGAACGGCUAUUUCCGGACCAUACUAAUAGUUCGGUGAAAAUCGGCGACCUGAAAAGUUUAAUUUUAAAUCAAACAUUCCUAGCACUUGACGACCUUGAUGCAGUUAGAGUAUGUUUGAUAUACAUUUUGUGUGAAGGUUUUUUGGGCAAAGAAGUUAACGAUCGGGUGCCACAAGAUUGGUUUUAUUUGGCUGAGAAUUUGGAUCUCUGGAAUAGCUUCGCUUGGGGUAGCUAUCUAUGGGAUUUUACUUAUGUUGACCUUGAGGAUACGUGGAAUAAGAUACAUCAUUAUUUAUCACUUCCUGAGCGUGGUCAAACUUUAAAGUAUUCCGUCUCAGGAUUUACUGCUCCAAUUAGGAUAUGGAUAUAUGAGAUGAUUCCGGCUGUUCGUGCAUGUGGAUUUGCAUUGAGAAAAAAUAAAGACUUGCCUCGGAUGAAAAGAUGGAGCGGAACAAAAAAAUUGAAAUGGGUUGACGUGAACAAGAUUUGGUCAAAGAUGCAGGAGGGGCUACCACCAAGACAAAACAUGUUACCGGGUGAUGGUGAGAUGACAUCUUUUUAUUAUAUGUCAUUUCAAGAGUAUGUAUAUGGUGAAGGGAAAGCAGUUCCAUCCCCAGUACGGGACCAUUUUAGGAGACAAGACGAAUCUUCGUCUAGUAUGUCGUCCAGUGGUCGCUCUCAUGGUAGAGGUCGGGGCAGUGGGAAACACAAGCUAGACGAGUUGUUGAAACGGGUACAUGCACUGGAGCAGCAUGUGUUUAUGAAUCAACAAAAACCUACAGAGGUUUUUGUUGAAGAAGUGAAUAAUGACCAAUUUUGGAACGACAUUUUUUUUGAGGACCCGACAGUGUCACAAAGAAAUUAUGAUGAACAGGUUGUGCAAGAUGAAGAGAUGAAUAAAAACAAUACAACUCAAAAUGUUUUUGGUGAUACUCAAGACGACAAGGUGUUGGAGGAGAGUAAUCAGUAUGCGGGGAACAAAUUUGAUGAUGAUGUGUUUGAUGUAAACGAUUAUAGUGAAGUUAAAGAGAGAAUGGUUGAAUACAAGUUCACUAAUUAUGUGUAUCGAGUUGCAUAUGGAUCUGAGUUGGUGAAUGGUAUACCAUCAUAUGAGCAUUGGGAAAUACCAAAUGAAACGGUGGUCCUGUUACCUCCCUCAAUGCAGUAGUUAUUCAUGUAGCACAUUUAUGUUUUAUGUAGUAUUAUGUAUUAGUUUUUUAUGUACUCUGUUUUUAUUUUACUGUUGUGUUACGUAUUAGUUAUCCAUGUACCCAGUUUAUUUUUUAUGUCGUAUUAUGUGUUAGUUAUUUAUGUA